Messenger RNA from Mesocestoides corti, 2178 nucleotides. NCBI's taxonomy places the organism in Eukaryota, Metazoa, Platyhelminthes, Cestoda, Cyclophyllidea, Mesocestoididae. The record is from the annotation of a GenBank genome assembly.
AUGCCCUUUAGAUCGCGUUCGCCUAUUCGAAGAUGGGGUGGCCCCCCGAAUCGCCGUACUCGGGAUUCAAGCCUUGAUGACCUCAAGCCUCCUAGGUGGGACAUCGCCUCCCUCCCUCGUUUCGAAAAGGUGUUCUACAAAGAACAUCCCACUGUUAUCAGCCGUUCCCAGGAAGAGAUUGAUAAAUUUAGGGCUGACAAUCGGAUGACUCUUCACGGUCGUGAUGUCCCAAGACCAAUCUUCAGCUUUGACGAAAUCGAUUUGCCUCCAUAUGUCACAAAUGCUUUUCAGCGUGCCGGAUGGGCUAACCCAACACCUAUACAAUCUCAGGGCUGGCCGAUGGUUCUCAGCGGACGCGAUGUAGUUGGUAUAGCUCAAACCGGUUCAGGCAAGACGGCUUGCUACCUGGUCCCUGCUUUGGUACACAUUCAGGCCCAGCCACGUCUUCUAAGAGAUGAUGGUCCAAUAUGCUUGGUCCUAGUACCCACAAGAGAGCUUGCGCAACAGGUCAUCCAGGUAGCAGAACAGUUCUGUGGGGCAGCAAGGCUUAGGACGGUUUGUCUAUAUGGUGGUGCUCCAAAAGGACCACAACAACGCGAUCUUCAAAGGGGCGCGGAAGUCUGCGUGGCCACUCCCGGUCGGCUUAUCGAUUUUUUGAAGACGAGAGCGACCAACUUACGUCGGUGCACUUACCUGGUUUUGGACGAAGCAGACCGCAUGUUGGAUAUGGGGUUUGAGCCUCAAAUACGCAAGAUCGUGGAACAAACACGCCCAGAUAGACAGACCGUCAUGUGGUCCGCCACAUGGCCUCGCGAAGUUCAAAGUCUCGCGCGGAGCUUCUUAAGAGAGUAUAUUCAAGUUAACAUAGGGUCCACGUCACUACAUGCCAAUCCAAACAUCACACAAGUUGUCGAAGUUGUCGAUGACUUUGAGAAAGAUCAACGUCUCAUAAAUCUUAUUAGAUCCUUCAAUGGUCUGAGAUGCCUGGUUUUCGUGGAAACUAAGAAAAAAACUGACCAGGUUGCAUUUACUCUCAAACGUAAUGGUUUCCGUGUCGCUGCUAUGCACGGGGAUAAGGUCCAAAGAGAGCGUGACGCGACUCUAGAUGCCUUCAAGAGAAAUCAUAUCACAGUGCUAGUUGCCACAGAUGUCGCCUCCCGUGGAUUAGACAUUGAUGACAUUGAAUAUGUUAUAAACUACGACUUUCCGAAUCAAACCGAAGACUACAUUCACCGCAUUGGUCGUACGGCAAGGAGCAACAAAAAAGGAACAGCGUUCACCUUUUUUACACGCAAAAAUUACAAACAGGCCGCUGGUCUCGUGGAAAUUUUGGAGGAGGCCAACCAACAAGUCAAUCCUGAGCUCUUACGUAUGGCUGGUGGGAGCAACCGAUUCAGCAGAGGCCGAAGUGAUCGCGGCUCCAGUCGCUUCGCACCCCGCAGUGGUCAUUCAGGACGACCCAGCAGUAGUUAUAUGACCCAUGAUUCACAGAGUGGGCAACAGCCAUACAGGGGCGAACACCACGCCUACCCGCUUCGCAGUGGAGGGUCGACUUAUAAUUCUAGCACCUCGAAACCAGGAAAUAGUUAUCAAGAUAGAACCGUUCCACAAACAUCCACUUUACAAGCCCCGUCCGCGAGUGUUGGAGAGAAGCGUAAUUUUUCCCAGUCCUCUCUCGGUAGUACUGGGUCAUACCAACCGCCGUCAAAAGUAAGCAAGACUAGCUGGGGCGACAGCUCAGCGCAAUCUGGCUAUACCCAGCCUACACCUACAGCUCCCCCGCCUCAAGCUAACGGCUGGAACAAUUCGUCGUGGGCGAAAACUAGUCAACCUCCUCCGCCACCACCGUCUUCAUCCACGAAUCAAGCGUCCAUUAAUAGUCAGUGGUCCGCCGGUCCUUAUCCCUCCAAUCCGGCCCCGUCACAGCCAUCACUCUCUUCUAAGGUGACACAUAACUAUAGCCAACUUCCUCCACCCCCUCAAUCGGCCGCUGCCGUAUCUGCCUAUCCUGCACCCCCACCGCCGUCAAAUCAGCAAACCAAGCCAGCUAAUUACGUCGCACAGCCGCCAUCAGGUUACGCACAAUUUGUGAGCCAGGUUCCUGGUGUUUAUCCCCAGGCUUCCCAAGCCUGGCCUCAAGGUGCGUGGCCACCUCAGCACCAAUACUCGGGCUAUUAA